This is a messenger RNA of Seminavis robusta, 982 nucleotides long. NCBI's taxonomy places the organism in Eukaryota, Bacillariophyta, Bacillariophyceae, Naviculales, Naviculaceae. The record is from the annotation of a GenBank genome assembly.
GCCCACAGCGAGUUCGAUUUAGUCGAAUCGAAUCUUUUUUGGGCUCGAUCGGAUCCAUCUAUCUUCGAAGAUCUUUCUUUUGCACACCAUUGAUUCUCUCGAACGUUCUCGCUCGUUGGUCCUCAAUAACCAUGAUGAACAACGCGUUGCUACCGAUUCGAUCCAGUCUUCCCAAGGCUAUCAGAAGAACCUCGUGUCGUCUUAUUCGAUCAGGUCCGCCUUCUCGCUUGGUAUCGCCCAUCAGGCAAGCAUUUCCUGCAUCACAGAGUGCUUUUGCUUUGCGUCCUUUUUCGAGCGGCGCCCAGACGCUUUCUGAUGUGCUGGCCCGAGAGUUAGCCGAAGAAACCGAGGAAGGUCGAGACCAAAUCCCCGAAGAACUUGCUGAGCUUAAGAGUUCUAUUGAGAAAGAUUGGAAGGUCGUUGACGAUGGUGCGAUCACUCGGUUGAUCCGAUCGAUUGGAGCCAGUAAAGUGGUUGUCUCGUUUCACUGCCAAGACACGGUGGAUGGCGCAGAGGAUUAUGUCGAGGAAGAAGAGGGAGAAGAACCUGCCUUGCCCUUUCGAUUUGAGAUUCUUGUGUCCAAGGCAGGAAAUACAUUGGUGCUUAAUUGUAUCAGCAAUGCUGGUGAAACCACAGUCGAUGGGGUUGCCAUGACCACUGAAGACAUUGAAUCGGUUCAAGCCAAUGGUAUUGGUCGCAACAAUUAUCAGGGACCUGAAUUUCAAGAGCUAGCCGAGGACCUACAGGAGGCACUUCAUGAAUAUGUCUUUUCGGAGCUAGGUAUCGAUGAAGACGUCUCUGCCUUUGUCUCGAUGUAUGCUGAUUACAAGGAGCAAGUGCAAUACAUCGGAUUCUUGACGAAUGUUUCUAAGGUUCUUCCGUAAGAUUCAUGCUCCCUCUUAAGUCUGAACAGACAUAAUUGAAAAUUUAGCUAGAACCAAUCAACGAAUAAAAAAUAGAGACUGAUAUUGAGCUUGUUUGG